AUUAAAAUCUAAUUAAAAUGCCCGGGGAAAUACUACAGCUUAUUUGGCAAGGAAGUAGCAGAGAAAAGGGCAGAGACCUUUUCAAUGGCAGUGCCAAUCCCCAAUCUCACCGCUCUCCCCAGCAACACCGUGAAACCCGCUGUCAUCUUCACCACCCCACCUAACUAUGCCGCCAGGCUCUCCGAUCUCCUCGCUCUCAAAGGCCACAACCCUCUCUGGUGCCCCACCAUCACCACUUCCCCAACUCCCCAAUCUCUCAUUCCCCACCUUUCCUCACCCUCCCUCUCUCAUUUCUCCGCCGUCGCCUUCCCUUCACGCGCCUCCAUCGCUUCCUUCACCCUAGCUGCCGCCUCUCUCCCUAAACCCCUCCUCCCCUCUCACGGCCCCACAUUCACCCUCGCCGCCUUAGGCAAAGACUCAGAGCUAAUCGACACCCCUUUUAUCUCCCAAAUCUGUUCCAAUUCACAACGGGUUAAACUUUUGGUCCCUCCCACCGCCACCCCCAACAGCUUAGCCUUGUCGCUCGGAGAAGGAUACGGUCGAAAAGUGCUGUGUCCGGUUCCGGAAGUCGUGGGCCUAAACGAACCGCCGGUCGUUCCGAAUUUCCUCGACGAUUUGAAGAGCGGUGGGUGGUUUCCGGUUCGGAUCGACGCGUAUGAGACGAGAUGGUUAGGACCCGAUUGUGCAAUGGCGGUGGUGAAGAAAGGGGAGGAGAAAGGAGGUGAAGUGUACGCCGCCAUUGUUUUUACGAGUAGUGGGGAAGUGGAAGGGUUUUUGAAGAGCUUGAAGGAGUUUGGGUGGGAUUGGGGGACGGUCAGAAGGAGGUGGCCGGGUUUAGUGGUGGCGGCUCAUGGGCCGGUCACGGCGGCGGGGGCGGAGAGGUUGGGUGUGGAUGUUGACAUUGUGAGUUCGGAUUUUGGUAGCUUUCAAGGUGUAGUUGACGCGCUUGAUGUGCGUUUGAGGGCUUUGGGACAUGAAUAAGAUCGCAUGUCAUUUGUUUUUAAUUACCAAGUUGGGUUGGGAAAGUAUAAAGUAAUUCAGUGGAUGGGUAAUUUUGUAAUCAUAAGUAAUUUUAAUUCUCAGUUACAAGAAAUGCUAAUACCUUUAUACAUUGAUACAAUGUAAUUAUAACGUAGUUUUGUAUAACUGUUUAAUUAAAUAAAUUAUAAUUACAAAA
Molecule: messenger RNA, 1177 nt
Organism: Gossypium arboreum
Lineage: Eukaryota; Viridiplantae; Streptophyta; Magnoliopsida; Malvales; Malvaceae
Exons: 1
Coding region: 85-981 (298 amino acids)
Biological process (GO): tetrapyrrole biosynthetic process
Molecular function (GO): uroporphyrinogen-III synthase activity
Source: RefSeq, a predicted model, not a curated record